Molecule: messenger RNA, 1951 nt
Organism: Galleria mellonella (greater wax moth)
Lineage: Eukaryota; Metazoa; Arthropoda; Insecta; Lepidoptera; Pyralidae
Product: facilitated trehalose transporter Tret1-like
Exons: 7
Coding region: 209-1528 (439 amino acids)
Biological process (GO): transmembrane transport
Cellular component (GO): membrane
Molecular function (GO): transmembrane transporter activity
Source: RefSeq, a predicted model, not a curated record
CAUGGAGAACUUUUAUGGUAAUCCAUUGUUACAGUUCGUUGAAUUUAUCUGUAGAAGUAGCAUCAAUGGAUCAGAUACGUGUGUUAUACAUUUCCAUUUCAAGAAUAAGACAAUGGAUGUCAUUUUUAAUACAAAAUACAUAAUACUAAUUCUCAGGAAUAGUAAAAGUUACAGUAAUAAUAAAUAAAGUAGCACAGUGUAUUUUGAGAUGAUAAAUGUGUAUAUAGGACCAAUUCUUAACGGAUAUGCCACAGGAUGGACGGCACCUAUGGUGCCUAUACUAAUGGAUAAUGCGCAAUCUCCACUAAAAGAGCCGCUGACAGCAACGCAAAUAUCAUGGUUGGGAUCUAUAGUGUACUUAUUUCUCUUUGCGGCAGUCAUAGUCGGUUACAUAGCAAAUAUAGUGGGUAGAAGACUAAGUCUGAUAGGCGGUGCUGUAUUCACAAUAACAUCCUAUGGUUUGCUAGUAGCCCCAAAUAUAGCUAUGUUAUAUACAGCACGCGUAUUUCAUUCUAUCUAUACAAGCGUUAAUGUCUUCCUCACAUUGGUAUAUAUUGGUGAAAUGGCGUCAUCAAACAUAAGAGGAAUAUUAUUAACAAUGACAGCUGUAUGCCAAAAUCUUGGAUGUAUAUUAGUAUUUUCUGUAGGGCCAUAUAUACCUUAUAGAAUGGUACAAUAUUUACCUAUUAUAUUAACUAUUGUAUAUAUAAUUGCUGUAUUUCUAAUUCCUGAAUCUCCAGUAUAUUAUUUAAUAAAAGGUGACGAAAAAUCAGUUAUAGCAACUCUCCGUAAAUUUGGAAGAGAUGACGAUAUCAAUCAACUGUCACUCAUGACCGAAGAAUUUAAGGUGUCUCAUUCAUCCACAACGCCAAUACGAGAAUUGUUCACAGUGAAAAGCAAUAGAAAGGCAUUUUUUAUAAUGCUAGUAUUAACAACCUUACAGUAUAUCAGUGGGGUGUUAAAUAUACUAUUCUUUGCCACUACUAUUUUUGAAUCAGCAGGAUCUUCAGUAGAUCCAAAUAUCUCAACCAUAAUUAUUGGAAUAAUUUUCACUGUAGGAUCAUUGAUCUCGCCAAUAUUUGUUGACAAUUAUGGAAGAAGAAUAUUGCUAUUAAUAUCAACUUUCGGAUGCAGUUUAUGUAUGGCAUUAUUGGGAAUAUACUUUUAUUUAGAACAGAUAAACCAAACAUCAGUUAGCUCUCUUAAAUGGUUGCCUCUACUCUUAGUAAUAGUAUUAUUCUUUAUUUUCGGCAUUGGCUUAUCUACAAUCCCAAACACAUUACUUGGAGAAAUGUUUGGGCCUAACGUUCGCACAAUUGGAUCUUCUAUCUCCAUCUGCAUAGGUGGCAUCGCUGGAUUUCUCUCGACCAACUUUAGUUUUGGCUAUUUAUUGGUUUACUUUGGAAUGCAUGCAAUUUUUUGGUAUUUCACAGUCAUUAAUAUUUUAGCCUUUGUGUUCACAUUAUUAUUUGUACCAGAAACUAAAGGACUUAGCUUAAUAGAAGUUGAAAACUUAUUAGCUAAGUAAUGUUAUAAAGACAAAUAUGAAUACAUAUAAUUAUAAAAAUAUGUAUUGUUAGCGAGUUGCGGGCACUUUGACGUACAACACAACGCCGAUAAAAUGAACCUGAAAGAUGUCUACUUGAUCUUUUCUUGAUCUUUACUUGAUUUGAUGUUUACUUGAUCUUGAGCUACUACUUUCUGGACUAUUAGUACAUAUAUCUGUAAUGACAAAUGUCGAAUAAAGUGACAGAUCAUAAUCCUGCUUUUAUUACACAUUUUGGAAACAGCGUACUGUUUUUUUUUUCUUAUAUUCAUUUCUAAUUUGCAAUCUACUUAACACCGGCUUAUAAAUAUGCAGUAGUACAUUAAGAAGUUGAGGGCAACCGAAACAACGUUGAAAACCCUGAAUUACUUUAAAAUAUUGAACUCUAAAAAUGUAUAUCUCUCA